AAAUUAAUUUGGCCAUGGUGAAAUGUUAAGUGCAGAAAUGCCUGAACUCUCUUUAGAAGUUACCUGCCAUGUCCCCUCUGCUAGAAGCCAGUGUCUCCACAGCCUUGCUGAAGCCUGUUUCAGUUAAUCUAACUUUGUGCAAGUGGAUAUGAGGAGUAUUUACACUCCAGUUUUGCUGUAGCUACCUCCUGAGUAGCUCUAUUACACUUUCUUUUUCUUUUGCUACUUGUACUCUUGUGCCAUGUAUAAUAGGAAAUAUAUUGCACAAAACCUUUUAAAUUUCUUUUGCAAGUAGUCAGAGAGGAGUACGGUGGACUUUAUUUCCAGUCAAAUUAUUAAAGGUAACUAUAGUUAGCUUAAUGCAUUCUAUCAUUUUUGCAUUUGAGUUUUUCUGUAAUCAGUUUUGGAGACGCUUAAAUCCCUUCACUGCUUUGCCUAAACCUUUAUAUUCAGAAGGAGAAAGCUGCCUCUCUCUUGGAAGAAGUGCUUUGUUUUUCUCACAGUAUUCCAUUGAAAAGUUACAGACUGUCAGAAAAGGUUUAAAUGCCUAUCUCUUUUUUCUUAAUGACAAAGUCUCAGAAGAUUAUUCCAACUAUGCAAUCCAAUCUGUCAAAUUUUUGAGUCCAAACCAUUCCCCAAUCAAUAUUAACAGGACGUAUUGUUAAGAGGGAAAAUCUAGGGGUUUCUACAUGUAGUAGAAAAAAUGAUGUGGAACAUUUAAUGUAAGCCAAGCUCAUCUUUCUUUCCCUAACUACUCCUUUGAACCCCACUUUUACCAUGGAGAUCCUGCAAAGUAUGGUGUUGCCAACACUUUCAACAAUACAUCAUGAAGAAUUUUACAGUAGUAAGUAAUGUUCUCUUAAAACAUAAAUGAAGCAUAGGAAAAUCAGAAGAUGAAUAGUUUCCAAUGAACCUUAAGCCUGUUUCUUUAAAAUAAUUAAAUAUUUAUCAUUACUUUGUAUGAUAAAACACACCCUAACUAUGUGGACUUCUGGCAGUAGUUUUCUCAGUGGGGUGGGUGCUCUGAAUCCAAUAUUUUCACCUGCUUUUUCACAGUAUCUGAGGAUAAUUUCUGCCUACCUGCUUUUGGAUUUGAUACUUAGUUAGGAUGUCAGGAAAUCUGAGGGACCCAAUUUAUCAAUGAAUGCACUUUUUUAGUUGAAUAUAGCCUUAGGUGGCUAAUUUUAGAAAGGAUCAGAAUGCCUUUGGAGGCAGCUGUCUUGCUGACUCCUGAUGUAUUCAAAGGCAGAUUGAAAUGUUGUACCAUCCUUUCUUCUGGAUGAGCUUGCUCACUCUUAAGGAACUUCAGUCCUUCCUCCCCUUCUUAUUGUUACUGAUUUUUUUCAAAUGUUGGUGUCAAAAAUCCAUCUGGACAGAACCAAAUGCUGUUAUUUACAUCUAUUGUGGCUUUUAUCCUUUUUUUAAAAGAAAUACUUGAACCUAUGAUAACAGUUUAAUAACUUUUUUUUUCCAGUAAAAUGUUUGCUACUAGAAAGCAGACACUUUUUUCUCCUUCUAGGGCCCCCUUCUGGAGCUUUUUUUUUUUUUAAUAAAAGGUAAGUAGGCAUGGUCAAGCAAUACUUGUGGUUUACCAUGUUUCAUAUCAGAGCGAAGAGCUCAGCUUGGGCUGUUUCACAGGCAGAGCUCAUGAAGAGAGGUUUCCAUUUUCAUUCGAAUAUAAACGGAUAACCAGACAUGAUUCUUUCUACCUGUAAAAGUCAUAAUGGAAAUAUUCUACAUUAUCAAAUUAAACAAAACCCCUUGGGACAGUAUAAUGUAGCAGAAAAAUAUCUUUUUUCAUCUGUUCCUGAGCUCAUUGAGUAUCAUCAACAAAAUGCUGCAGGUCUUAUCACAUGUCUUCGAUAUCCAGUUGGAUCAGAUGGAUGUUCUUCACCAGCAACAGCAGAACUGAAUUAUGAGGAGUGAGGAUUAAACUCAUCUGAACUAAUGUUCAUUAAAGAACUUGGGCGUGGGCAGUUUGGUGUUGUUUAUCUCGGUAAAUGCAGAGCAACAAUCAAGGUUGCCAUCAAAACAAUCAAUGAAGAUGCAAUGUCUGAAGAUGAUUUUAUGGAGGAGGUCAAACUGAUGAUGAAACUCACCCACCCAAAGCUGGUCCAGCUUUACGGAGUGUGCACACAUCACAAGCCUCUCUACGUUGUGCCUGAAUUCAUGGAAAGUGGCUGCCUGCUCCAUUACCUUCAGCAAAGGCAGGGGAAACUUGGCAGAGAAGUGCUGCUGAGCAUGUGCCAGGAUGUGUGUGAAGGGAUGGAAUAUCUGGAAAGAAAUAGCUGUAUUCACCGUGAUUUGGCUGCAAGAAACUGUUUAGUUAAUGCAGAGCACAUUGUUAAAGUAUCCAACUUCGGCAUGGUGAGGUACAUCAUUGAUGACGAAUAUAUCAGCUCUUCAGGUGCCAAGUUUCCAGUCAAAUGGUCAUCUCCUGAAGUCUUUUAUUUCAAAAAAUACAGCAGCAAGUCAGAUGUCUGGUCAUUUGGUGUAUUGAUGUGGGAGGGCAAAAUGCCCUUUGAAAAUAAGUCCAAUUCUGAAGUUGUCCAUGAGAUUUCUCAAGGUAACCAACUUUAUCGACCACAUUUGGCAUCACAUACUGCGUACAAAGUCAUAUACAGCUGCUGGCACGAGAAACCUGAAGGACGUCCUACUUUUGCAGAGUUAAUACUGACCCUCACAGAUUUAACAGAGAUGAGAUAA
This is a messenger RNA of Neopelma chrysocephalum (saffron-crested tyrant-manakin), 2706 nucleotides long. RefSeq names its product TXK tyrosine kinase (gene TXK). Lineage: Eukaryota; Metazoa; Chordata; Aves; Passeriformes; Pipridae. The record is from RefSeq and is a predicted model, not a curated record. Gene Ontology annotation, molecular function: ATP binding; non-membrane spanning protein tyrosine kinase activity. Gene Ontology annotation, biological process: regulation of platelet activation; peptidyl-tyrosine autophosphorylation; integrin-mediated signaling pathway.